AUGGAUUCCAGCCAGAAGGAUAAGGGAGAUGAUCGUCUGAGCUACCAUGGAUCCGACAUCCAUGGUGAUUGGAGAUUCAGCAGCCCGCAGAUGAGUUUCUUCGGCCCUCCACCGGUCACUGAAGGGGAUCAGAUGUGCUAUUCUUCCUCUUCCUCCGCCAUGGCGGCCCCCUUCGGCCGCCGCCUCUGGGAGACCGCCGCCAAUUCCCAGAGCCCCGUCCUCCCUCCGCCCGCGCUCGACAUGCCGUGGAACCCUCCGGCAGCCAUGCCCGACGGAGGCGGGGCCCUCUUCUCGCGGAACGGCGCCGGAAUAUUCCUCCACGGGUUGUCUCAGUUCCCAGCGGACCCUCCUUUCGUCGAGCGGGCCUCGAGGCCCUCCUCCUUCAAUGGCUUCGCCGCCGGCGGGAUGGGGAGCCCUAGCUCCGGCCCUCGCGUGGUGAUCUCCGGAGCUCAUUCUCAGAGGAGCAAUCCGACCUCGGGGAGAGCACCACCCAAGAAUGACGACCGCCAUGAUCAUGAGCUCGGAGCAGGAGGACACCAGGAGGAGAACCCUAGUUCCGGGACCACCGCCGGCGACCCUUCCUCCGCCGGGUUGUUGCCCAAGAAGAGGAAGAGGGGAAACCAGGUGAGCAACAGUUCUCCGCAGAAUUUCGGGGCAAAACGCGAAGCAGACACUCCAAAUUUCUACCUCCCAAUCGACGAUAUUAUCUCCAUUGUGUGCUCAGUCUUCUGCAGGAUUUUGAGGAACAGUCGAUCGCCGGUCUCCUCAUCGUGUUCUUCCUUCCUUGAUCUCAGGAGGUGGUGUUGGAGCCGGAGCAGACCACGGGGGACGCUCAGCGCUCUGUGGAGGCCCCGAAGGAGAACCAUGGGAAUAAAAUGGUGGAUGAGCGGAAGAACUCGAGCUCGGAGCACGGCAAGGACUCUGCAGAGCCGCCCAAAGAGGACUACGUCCAUGUCAGAGCCCGGCGAGGGCAGGCCACCAACAGCCACAGCCUCGCGGAGAGAGUAAGCAUUCCAGGAGGAAAUUAUGAUAUUUUCAAAUGGGGCGAACUCCUUGGGUCCAAUUUCGCCUACUCAGAAACCAAUUUGAUCUUUUCUUCGAUGGGUUUGAUUUCAAUCGCAGGUCAGACGUGAGAAAAUCAGUGAGCGGAUGAAGUUUCUUCAAGAUCUCGUCCCAGGUUGCAGCAAGGUUGUUGGAUAGAAUUAGAUUCAUAUCAACAGAAAACCCACCCAGUUCAAUAAUCAUCACAUAUAUAUAUAUAUAUAUCAUCAUCAUAGUUCGUAAUUUCAACCUAAACAGGUCACGGGGAAAGCUGUGAUGCUUGAUGAGAUCAUCAACUACGUUCAAUCGCUUCAGAGGCAGGUCGAGGUAUGCCGCCCGUGGAGAUCGUCCUCCUGUUCUUAGUGUCCUAAAUUGUUCCUCUUUUCUGACUUUUUUUUUUCCUUUUCAUCUCGACGGGCUUCUGGGUUCUGAUCCUCUCUCUGUCCUUCCCUUCCCACAGUUCCUCUCGAUGAAGCUGGCGACCGUGAAUCCUCAUCUCGACUUCAACAUCGAAGGGCUCUUCUUGAAGGAGGUGAUCGAAGUCAAAACCCAGAUAGCCCCUCCAAGUUUUCCAUUUUUAGUAUGGUUGCGAUGAUAUCUGAUGGGCUUUCCAUGGUGUAACUUAUCGGUCAUGCGUGCUCCAGAUUCUCCAGUCGCAUUCCGUUCCCAUGUCCUCGAUCGGAUUUCCGCCCCAGAUCGCUCCUCCCCAGUUGCAUCCAGGGCAGAGCUCCUUGGUCCAGCCAGGGAUUCCUAGAACAGGAAACCCUUCGGAUGCCCUCAGGAGGGCCGUUAAUGCCCAGCUCGCUGCCGUGACCACCUACGGGGAGUCGGCAAAUCAGGUGCGGUGAUAUCCCCCCCCUCUCUCUCUCUUCACCACUAUUCCAUUCAAUAUAAGAACUAAAACUUUGUCCUAUGUAUGAAAAAUUCCCCAUUAAGCAUAGGGAUAGUCUUCUGCAAUGGGAUGAUCGCCUCGCCCCCAAAUUAUAUUUGAUCAUUCACUAAGUUUGAUACCAUUAUGGUGCCCAUUUUGCCUAUGAUUAUCAGAAAAUGAACUAAUGAUCUGGGUUGAUUCUCUACUCUGACCCGCAUCAUGCGGUCGUUCUCUACUGAUGGAUCUUUGAGCCGUUGUUUUCAUCUAUGUUCUAGCUCCAAAAAAAAUAAAAAAAAAUAAGGAAAAAUUUUGGUGCCAAUUUUUCCUUGGAUUCUCAGAAAAUGACCUAAUUUACCGCGGUUGAUCCUACUCUCGGCCUAUCUUUCUAUUAAUAGAUUUUUGACCCCCAUUUAUUUAUCUAUUUAUUUAUUUUCUCCCAUCUGUUUUUGGCCCACAGAUCCCCAGCGCCUGGGCCGAGGAGCUUCAUAAUAUUCAGGUCGGCGCCCAAGAUUUCCACGGUGAUACUCCGAAUCUCUUCCAUGUUAAUCCAAGAUAAAAUCUUUAUAAUCUCCGGUUUAAGACUCUAGGAAUAAUCGAUGUGGGUCUUUUUUAUUUUCUGCAGGCAGCCAUCUGAAAGCCGAGCGCUGA
Spirodela intermedia is the source of this 2560-nucleotide messenger RNA. The record is from the annotation of a GenBank genome assembly. Lineage: Eukaryota; Viridiplantae; Streptophyta; Magnoliopsida; Alismatales; Araceae.